Chionomys nivalis (European snow vole) is the source of this 3675-nucleotide messenger RNA. RefSeq names its product zinc finger protein 120-like. NCBI's taxonomy places the organism in Eukaryota, Metazoa, Chordata, Mammalia, Rodentia, Cricetidae. The transcript is spliced from 4 exons. Gene Ontology annotation, biological process: regulation of DNA-templated transcription. The record is from RefSeq and is a predicted model, not a curated record. The coding region runs from base 84 to 1100 and encodes 338 amino acids.
UUCCGGUUGCCAGGCUUUGCGGCGCUUGAGGAAGUCGGAAGUUGACAUUUUUGCAGGAUCGUGGGCUUCAUGUGGGGCAGAACAUGGUUGUACUCUGCAGCCAGGCUAUGAGUGGAGUGACCUAUGGUGAUGUACAUGUGAGCUUCACUCCGGAUGAGUGGGCUUUGCUGGACCCUUUCCAGAAGAAUCUCUACAAUGAUGUGAUGCUGGAGACCUUCAGGAACCUCACUGCUAUUGGCUACACAUGGGAAGAUCGAAGUAUUGAAGAGCAUUCUCAAAGUCCUAGAAGACAUGGAAGUCAUCUUGAAAGGCGCGAAAGAAUUCAUAUUGGUGAGAAAUACCAUGAAGAUAUUCAACAUGAUGAAGCUAUUGUGUGUCACAGUCAAUUCCAAAUACAUAAAAGAACACAUACUGGAGAGAAGUCCUAUAAAUGCAAUCAGUGUGGUAAAACUUUUGCAUGCCACAGUUAUCUCCAAAGGCAUAAAAGAACACAUACUGGAGAGAAGUCCUUUGAAUGUAAUCAAUGUCAUAAAGCCUUUUCACAAUACAGAUAUCUUCAAAGACAUAAAUUAACACAUACUGGAGAGAAACCCUAUGAAUGUAAUCAAUGUCAUAAAGCCUUUUCACGACACAGUAAUCUUCAAAGCCAUAAAAAAACACAUUCUGGAGAGAAACCCUAUGAAUGUAAUCAGUGUGGUAAAGCCUUUUCACAGCACCGUUCUCUUCAAAGACAUCAAGGAAUACAUACUGAAGAGAAACCCUAUGAAUGUAGUCAGUGUUUCAAAGCCUUUUCUCGACACAGUUAUCUUCAAAAGCAUGAAAGAACACAUACUGGAGAGAAAACCUAUGAAUGUGAUCAAUGUGAUAAAGUCUUUAUAUAUCCUAGUAAUCUAAACAGGCAUAAAAGAAUACAUCAUGGAGAGAAAGACUAUCAAUGUAAUCAAUGUGGCAAAACCUUUACACAUCAGAGCUUUCUUCUAAGGCAUAAAGGAACACAUACUGGAGAGAAACCCUAUGAAUGCAAUCAGUGUGGUAAAGCCUUUGCAUAUAUCAGAAGUCUUCGAAAUCAUGAGAAAAUAUACUGCGUAGAAACCCUGUAAAUUUAGUCAGCGUGGUAAAGUUUUGUAUUUCAUGGUAGUUUUUCUACAAGAGUAAACUUUUCUUGCAAAAUCAAUCUGUUAAAACCUUCUCAUAUUACAGUACUCUAUGAGGACCUACAAGACCAGUUUUGAAGGGAAUCUGACUAUAACGGAUUUGGCAACAUCUUUAGCUAACACACUUUUUUUACACGAGUGUUGAUUCUGGAGAAAAAAUUCUGACAGUGCCAGCUAUCUUUACAAGCAUCAUAGCGUCCUUUAUUUUGUUUGUACCUGCAAACUAAUAUGGAAGAAAGUCCUUAAGAAUUUAAACGAAGUAACCCUUUUAGAUUUCACACAGCUCUUCAAUAAUAUGAAAUAAAUAAUCCAGCUGUAAAUGUUUGUGGAUGUGUAUCUGUGCCUUUUCUGCUGUUGUGAUGUAAUGCCCAUAUCAGCUUAUAAAAGACAUUUAUUUGGCCAUUGGUUCCAGAGGGAUACAGGAUCACCAGGAAAGUGACAUGGCAACCAGUGUCAGACAUGCCAGCUAAAGCAGGAGACUAAGAACUCACAUCCUUAACCUGCUGCAUGAAGCAGUGUGGGAACUGGACAUGUAUGUGGAUUGUCAAAGCCUAAUCCCCAGUGACAAAUUUCUUCCAGUAGGGCAGUAUUUCCUUAAUCUUCCCAAAUGACACCGAGAACUGAGAAGGAUUGAUUUCUCUGACUUGAAGCACACAUGUUUGUCCUGUGUUCCAUCAACCAACUCAUGAUGAAAAAAGCUCUGUAAGUAAGUCUUUAGAUGCCUCGGUCCCUGUGUUAGAGGAAUGAAUGCUUAUAAGAGAAAAACUUUCAUGAGAGGAAAAUUUGCUUACAGAUUUGUUUUAAUUUCAAUUAUGUGAUGUCAGGGUGUCUUGUGAGGGUUUGUGCAUGUACAUACUUGUUCCCUGUUGGGCUUCAUGUGGCCCGGGCGCGAGGCCCAGUGUAACUUCCUGAGCAUAGCUCGAGUUUGGAGAUCUGUCUCUGGCUACCCCACCUCGACCUGCCUCUGCUCAGCCACCUCUAGCAUGGCAGACUAUUAUUGGCCCUUAUUCCUUACUCCUCAACCCACCCAAGCUUCUCCACACCAUCAGAACCCUGUAUAAGAUCCUUCUUGAUACCAUUAAAGGAGAUCCUGCUUCAACAGACUCCCAGUUCGGUGUGUUUCUCUCCAGUUGGCCGGGGGAGAGGGCUGCUGGGUUGUUUGGACACUCACCGUGCUGCUCAGCCCCAAGGAGAGUCCAGCAGAUCUGGGUCUGUCCCUGCUCUUUCUUCCUGAGAACCUGGCAGUUCCCAAGAAGGACAGACCCUUGGAUCUCUUGUAGCAGUAAUUACAGGAAGUUGUCUAAAACCUAGUCCUCAGAAUGAACUGUUCUUAACUGCUCAACCAUGUCUCUAUCCCUGUACAUGUUUAAAUCUUUUUUAUAUCAUCCUGAUGUCAGGAAAUAGGGAAGAACUCACACAAGAAAAAUCCCUGUUCAUGUACAAAGACUUUAGACAUCGCAGUUGUCUUCAGUUUCAAGAAAAAAGUCUUGCCUCAUUUCUUUCUCAGGAGCCUUGAAGGAAGUAAAUUAUUUACCGUGUUCAUCAAGUCUGAUGGUAGAGAUCACUGCAUUGUGGUUUCUACUUUGAAACAUUUGAAGUAGAUACUUAAGUGUGCUAUAUGUGUGCCGGUUGCAUUUAGUGAAGUUUAUUUUGUGGUCCUUCUAUUCCUUCUGUGGCUUCUGCUCACUUUCUAUUGUGCUUUCACAUAGAAUUAUUUUUCUGUCACAGUGUAUAGAAUGGGAUGCCCGUCAUCUAAGUGGUGCAUUCUUUAUUCAAGUCGAGGUAGUGUGCGAUCAUAGUUUUCAGAUUACAGUGUCUAUGAAAGUUUAGUCAGCUGCUUUUCCUGGUCCUUUAUUUCAUAUUUUCUUAAAGUCCCUUAAGGUUGUUGUUUUUAUGCAGCAUGACUUGGAUGUUAGUAGUUAGUUAGGGAUACAUUUGAACUCAUGAUCCUCAUUAUCAGCCUCCUGGGUACAAGUCCAAGGGUAGAAGAUGUGUCCCCAACAUGUGCUGUUUUGUCAGCAUGACUUAACAAUAUUAGUGUUAAAAUACUUAAUUGUAGAGAAUUUACGAAACAGUAAAUACCCCUGUGUAUAGUCAAAGCAGGAUUUCCUUUUAUCUGACAUGUAUGUAAUAAAGUAGGAUAAUCAGCAAUCAACCCUAUAUCUCAUAACAUAGCUUGAUGUGCUAUGGAUUUGUAUAUAUUAUUCUAGUGUUCCAUUUUCUUCUUCAUGUCCCAAUUACUUAUUUAUUUGACACUUUCUCUUGAAGUACUGCCUCCUAAGCUGCUUAUCCAUAGAUACGGAUAAUAUGACGGCAACGAAAUUUAUUUUAAAAAAUUCUAUUUAGUGUGUCUGUAAUUUGGUUCUGGAUUUGUAGGCCAUAGCAGAUGUGUGGAGACUAGAAGACAACUUUGUGGGUUCUUCUUUUGGGCAUCUUCAUAUGAGGAUCAUGGUCAGGUUCCAGUGUUGCACACAAUAGACAUUUCACACUGAACCUUCUCACUGACGCUCAAACAAGAUGA